Molecule: messenger RNA, 594 nt
Organism: Anopheles cruzii
Lineage: Eukaryota; Metazoa; Arthropoda; Insecta; Diptera; Culicidae
Gene: Blos1
Product: biogenesis of lysosome-related organelles complex 1 subunit 1
Exons: 4
Coding region: 23-391 (122 amino acids)
Biological process (GO): endosomal transport
Cellular component (GO): BLOC-1 complex
Source: RefSeq, a predicted model, not a curated record
AAACUAAACUAGCAGCCUCGAAAUGCUCUCGGCAAUGAUCAAGGACCAUCAGGCGAAACAGGCGGCCAAGAAGGAAGAGCAAGAGCGCCGUCGUAAAGAAGCGAUCAUGUCGGCGAACGAACUGACGCAAAAUCUCGUUGAUCAUCUAAAUGUUGGCGUUGCACAGGCGUACCUGAAUCAGAAACGGUUGGAUGCUGAAGCCAAACAGCUGCAUGUGGGGGCCACGAACUUUGCCAAGCAGACGUCUCAGUGGCUCGCACUGAUUGAGAAUUUCAAUGGCUCGCUCAAGGAAAUUGGCGAUGUGGAAAAUUGGGCCAAAACAAUCGAAAGUGAUAUGAACGUGAUAACGACGGCACUGGAGAUCGCUUACAAGACGAGUAGGGAAAAGUAAUUUGUGCAAUCAACCAGCGGAACACAAGACAUCAGAUGAAGAGAGAACCAUUUUAAUCAUUGUAACGCGUACGACUAUGUACUUCUUUAGGUGUUAAGCCGUAGAGCAACGUCAUCCAUGCUACGUGCUCUAACAUCAAUAGGGAAACAAUCAAUUGCUGCUCUGCGUGAUAUUGUUGACCGGGUGUAGCUAAUUGCUUGAAU